Messenger RNA from Symbiodinium pilosum, 1333 nucleotides. The record is from the annotation of a GenBank genome assembly. NCBI's taxonomy places the organism in Eukaryota, Dinophyceae, Suessiales, Symbiodiniaceae.
AUGAAGGAUGGCGCCACGUACGCCUUCCAGCGCGAUGUUUACGCCGACUUGGAGUUCACCAACGAUGUCGGCUACUUGCCUGACGGGACCCCGCUAAACAGAGCGGGCAACGCCAUCAAUCACCCAGAGACGAUUGGCGCGGACAAGCACAUGGCUGGAUCCCCACUUCCCCGCGCCAAGUUUGUGAAUUCCGUUGGAUACCUUCCGGAUGGAACGCCGCUGAAUGCGGCGGGUAAUGCCAUCAACCACCCUGAGACCAUGCAGCCGGACCCUCAUUCACCAGGCUCCCCCUUGCCGCCUUCCUCUUACCUCGCGGACAUUGGCUACCUGGCUGAUGGAACCGACCUUGUUACAGCAGGCAACAACUCGGUGAGGCAGCCUGCGCCAGGCUCGGCUCCACCUGCUGCGGCCCCUGCAAGCUUCAGCCCGGCUACUCCUGCAGCUUCCGCCCCACCAAUGGCCGCUGCCCCUCCGCCAGUGCCUGCUGCGGCUCAGGGUACCGCCAUUCAUGGCCGCAAGUUCGAGUACAGCUUUCAGAAGGAUGCAUACGCAGAUCUGGAGUUCUGCAAUGAUGUGGGCUACCUCCCAGAUGGCACUCCGCUGAACCGCGCAGGGAAUGCCAUCAAUCACCCGGAGAACAUCGGCCCUGACCGCCAUGCUCCAGGAUCUCCCCUGCCUCGUGCGAACUUCGUAAACUCGGUUGGCUACCUUCCGGACGGCACGCCCCUGAACCGUGCAGGCAAUGCCAUCAAUCAUCCGGAGAGCAUCCAACCCGACACCCAUACCCCCGGCUCGCCUUUGCCAGCCUCCUUCUACGCUGCCGAUGUGGGCUACUUGGUUGAUGGAACACCGUUGGCGACUGCUGGCAACAACUCCGUGAAGGGCGCUCCGGCAACCCCGCCACCAGCUGCGGCCCCUGCAAGCUUCAGCCCAGCUACUCCUGCAGCUUCCGCCCCACCAAUGGCCGCUGCCCCUCCGCCAGUGCCUGCUGCGGCUCAGGGUACUGCCAUUCAUGGCCGCAAGUUCGAGUACAGCUUUCAGAAGGAUGCAUACGCAGAUCUGGAGUUCUGCAAUGAUGUGGGCUACCUCCCAGAUGGCACUCCGCUGAACCGAGCGGGGAACGCCAUCAACCACCCCGAGAGCAUCGGACCGGACAGGCAUGCUCCCGGGUCUCCGUUGCCCCGUGCGAACUUUGUGAACUCCGUUGGCUACCUACCGGAUGGCACGCCCCUGAACCGUGCUGGCAACGCCAUUAAUCACCCGGAGAGCAUCCAACCCGACACCCAUACCCCCGGCUCGCCUUUGCCAGCCUCCUUCUACGCUGCUGAUGUCG